AUUAAAUGUCAAAACUAGAGUAUACCAGAAUACAUUUUUAAGAAUGUGUUAACAAAAUUUAACUUAGCUUUCAAUAUUGCCUGGCGUAUCACUCAUAUACAUACACACAGCUAUAAAUAAAAUAAAAAUCGAUUUUAUAGAUCGAAACAAAAAUAAUCAUCCACAGGGAUAAAAAAACUAUUUAGCACAAUCUUUUAAAAUGAGCCAAUCUAUUGAGCGCAAGACCCUGAUUCAGGAAAAGAGAAAACUUAUGGAGGACAAGAGGAUGAGCAUGGGAAUGAAGUCCUUCUGCGCUUCUUUUGUGGGGACCCAUUUUCGACUGAGUGACGAGGAGCACUAUUCUUUCUCAGCCAUGAUAAAGCGCCAUAAUGCCGAUAAGGUAUUUGUUGAUGCUAAUUAUAAGGACAUAGAGGUAGUGCAAUAUGAGCCCAUAUAUCAAACUGUAUUUGAUGACGACAGGGACCCUGUGCUUGAACCUACUUUUUCAAAGCACCGUAUACCUCUGCAAAUACGAUGUCUGGAGCGGUAUCACAGUUCCAAGCGGGAGUACGCCCAGCAGUUCAAGCGGGAAAUAAAACUCCUGAUCGAAAAUCAGUCUACGGCCGAGAGUGCCUGGCAAUUUGUUAGGACCAUGGCGUAUACAACUCUUUGGCCGCCGCUUCAUACAAGAAAAGAGCUGAAGAUUUUUGAAAAGGACUUUUGCAAACUUUCUUCUACUGAGCAGCGUCGGUACAAUAAAAUAAUGGCGACAAAUUUUACAUGAACUCUAUUAAGUAAAACAUUUAAACUAUGUAAAACCAAUUAAAACAUAAAAAUUAAAAAAA
This is a messenger RNA of Drosophila gunungcola (fruit fly), 824 nucleotides long. RefSeq lists its product as uncharacterized. Lineage: Eukaryota; Metazoa; Arthropoda; Insecta; Diptera; Drosophilidae. The coding region runs from base 200 to 763 and encodes 187 amino acids. The record is from RefSeq and is a predicted model, not a curated record. The transcript is spliced from 3 exons.